This is a messenger RNA of Mycosarcoma maydis (corn smut), 1818 nucleotides long. RefSeq lists its product as uncharacterized. Lineage: Eukaryota; Fungi; Basidiomycota; Ustilaginomycetes; Ustilaginales. The transcript has a single exon. Bases 1 to 1818 code for a protein of 605 amino acids. The record is from RefSeq and is a predicted model, not a curated record.
AUGUCACACACAAAUCGUUUGAGGCGGCGCAGACCAAGAUUCUCCGCAGUCCACGUGGUGGCCGCAAUGACACUACUAGCUCUUUCGCUCCGUGCAUCCAGCAUCGCGGCGGACACGACACCCUCGCUCCACCAGCCGCAGGCCAUUCAUCUGCCGAGCGCUGAGCUGACAGCAGUCAGUGAUGCAUCCACUUCGCUCCAAAAAGGUGCCACAGGUCAACUGGGUCAGCGUUUGGUCGCGCCAGCGCAGCAAAACGCACCUGAUUCUCUCGGUCGCCGUAAGCAUGUUACCUUUCAGGACCUUGAUCAGCUGCAAGGAUCACCCGAUCUCGAACGCUCACGGCCUCUGGCCCCCAAUCUGGAUCGUCUGAACCUCAAAUCCUCCGCCACUCUCGAGUCCGAAAAUGUACUUGCGUAUGAGCUGGAAUCUGCUGUGCACGACACAGAUCCAGAUGCACAUGUCCCUUCCUUGCCCGAUGCUCAAUUGUUUCCAGUCUCAGACCCUCGAGAGUACAAAGCCAGACAUACGACAGGCCGUGCAAGAGUGGCCUACAACCAGGAUCUUGUAGGCAAAGAUCUUGUCGGCAAACAAACAGGCAAUGGCUACGUCUUUAGUCGUCACGCUGGUGCGGAUCUCUCAAUAUCGGACGCUGGCGCAGCGCUGGUCAAUCUUUUUACACGACGCGACUCGCCCGUCAGUCGUCCACCGUUGGUUCCCAACUCCAAUUCAAGGUUACUGAUCGGCCUCGUCAUCGUCUGCAUCAUUGCUGUGGGAAUCAUCACGAUCGCCGUCGAGGAAAUUUGGAGGCGGCAGCAAGCUGGCGUGCAACCUCGUUCGCCGCUGAGAAGAAGAUCAGGAGACGGACGUUCGGCGCGAACGCUGCAUCGCAACGAUGGCAGCUACAGCUCGCUACACACGAGUGCGUUGACCAUCCCUUCGCUCGAAGAGGAGGAAGAGCGUAUCAAGACUCCACCGACAUUGUCACGUCGCAGCAGUGCAGCAGCAACAACCUCGUCGACGCUAUAUUCACUCAACGGCGGUUCCGAGUCGGAUGACGACGAGGUGGAACGCAAGUCACCCAAUGAUCUGCACUAUCUUUCGCUUCCGUUCGGCAUUGGCAUCGGUUACAGCUAUGCCAACAUUGCCGAUGGCGGAGACGCACGAACACGCAUCUCGAGGUUGGCAGCCAAGCGCUCACGCAGUCGUUACGGCUCUACGCUGGCGCUUUCGACGGGUGCGCUGCCUAUUGCAGGUACCAGUGGAGUCAGUAGUGCAGAUGGGCUACGGUCGCGAUCACGCUCGUUCAAAGAGCUGUGUCGCGACGCCUUCAGCACUACCACAUCUCGUGAUAUCAGCAUGAUCUCGGAAGAGGAGGACGAAGCCGAAAUGUCGAUGGCUUCGACGCCGCGAUGGGGCUCGAGUCUGGUCUCGCUCGACCUGACAAGCUCGGAGAGGGGCAGUGGCACGGUGACUCCGACAGGGCCGAGUUCAGCAGGCAUGCCCUCGUCCUCAGCAUCCAGCAUUGCGCUCGAGGACUUGACAUGUCACGGUGCGUCUGCUCAGUCGGCCAAAGGACGCUACUUUGGUGUGGAAAGCGGCGCUGCAGAUUGCAGCCACACGCUGAUCGACCUUGGUCUCGGAACACCCGAGUUGGCUGUUUCGGAUCCGGAUGGGAUUACGCGACCUGCAUCGACACCCGGUGUGAUGCCUUCUCAGAUUGCGCGUCAUCCGCAAGUGGAGCAGCUGCGUCGUGAAGGCCGAUCUGAGACAGGCAAGCGUGUGGGAAAAGGUACUCCUACCAACGCUAAGCUUCACUAG